Exophiala spinifera is the source of this 1575-nucleotide messenger RNA. RefSeq lists its product as uncharacterized. NCBI's taxonomy places the organism in Eukaryota, Fungi, Ascomycota, Eurotiomycetes, Chaetothyriales, Herpotrichiellaceae. The record is from RefSeq and is a predicted model, not a curated record. The coding region runs from base 1 to 1575 and encodes 524 amino acids. Gene Ontology annotation, biological process: transmembrane transport. Gene Ontology annotation, molecular function: transmembrane transporter activity. The transcript has 3 exons. Gene Ontology annotation, cellular component: membrane.
AUGGCCGACGACUCCAAAGUGGCGGUCGAUGCCUCGCCUUCAAAUGACUAUCGCAACAGGCUGGGGAGUGAGAUCGCCGUUGGUAUCGACGACUUGAGCGCCAUCCCCAAAGGCACUAUCGAUCCAGUGUACGAGGCGAAAGCCAGGGUUCUUAACCGAGCGAUACAAGACAUUGGCAUGGGAUGGUAUCAAUGGCAAUUGUUCAUCGUCGUCGGCUUCGGCUGGGCGAGCGACAAUCUAUGGCCCAUUGUCACGUCGCUCAUUUUCACCCCGGUCACCAACGAGUUUGGCCCAAGCAGACCACCGUUGUUGACUUUGGCGCAGAACAUUGGUCUCUUGGCUGGAGCCAUGUUCUGGGGAUUCGGAUGCGACAUCUUCGGCCGUCGCUGGGGGUUUAACCUCACACUCGGCAUCACGAGCGUAUUUGGUCUUGUUGCUGCGAGCGCUCCCAACUUCGCGGCCAUCGGAUGCUUUGACGCCCUGUGGUCGUUUGGCGUGGGCGGAAACCUCCCCGUCGACUCUGCCAUAUUUCUCGAAUUCCUCCCCGGAUCACACCAGUACCUCCUCACCGUCUUGUCCAUAGACUGGGCACUGGCGCAACUACUCGCGACUCUCGUGGCGUGGCCGAUUCUAGGCAACCUGACCUGUCAGGAGGACGAGGAGUGCACGCGCUCCAAGAACAUGGGCUGGCGAUACUUUGUGAUAGCCAUGGGAGGUCUGGCCAUGGUCAUGUUUUUCAUUCGGUUUGUCCUAUUUACGAUCUACGAGUCACCGAAAUACCACAUGGGUAAAGGCAAUGACGCCGAAGCGGUGCGCAUCGUGCACGAGGUCGCGCGACGCAACGGCAAAACGUCGCCUCUGACCAUCGAAGACCUCAAGGCCUGCGAGGUCCUCGGCAACGGACGAACGCAACAAACCACGGCGACAGCCGCGAUCAAGCGCAACCUCGAGAAAUUCAACCUGACACACGUCCGCGCUUUGUUCGCGACCAAGAAGCUGGCGUUUUCGACCGGCAUGAUCAUGGCCAUCUGGGGCUUCAUCGGGCUGGGGUAUCCGCUGUACAACGCGUUCCUGCCGUACCUGCAGGCCAUCAAGGGCGCCGAGUUCGGCGACAGCUCCACGUACAUCACGUACCGCAACCAGGUCAUCAUCGCGGUGCUGGGCGUGCCGGGGGCGCUCCUGGGGGGCGCGAUGGUCGAGAUCCGCGGGUUCGGCCGCAAGGGCACGCUCUCCCUCGCCACCGUCGCCACGGGGGUGUUCCUGUACUGUUCGACCACGGCGACCUCGUCCGACGCCCUGCUCGGCUGGAACUGCGCCUUCAACUUCACGAGCAACGUCAUGUACGCCGUCCUGUACGCCUACACGCCCGAGGUGUUCCCGACAAAGGACCGCGGCUCCGGCAACGCCCUGUGUGCCACCGCGAACCGCGUCUUUGGCAUCAUGGCCCCCAUCAUCGCCAUGUUUGCCAACCUCGAGACCACGGCCCCCGUGUACACGAGCGGCGCCCUGUUCAUUGCCGCCGGCCUGAUGGUUAUUGUUCUGCCCUACGAGUCUCAGGGGAAGGCGAGUUUGUGA